Periophthalmus magnuspinnatus is the source of this 7099-nucleotide messenger RNA. It is a transcript of the gene fhip2a, whose product is annotated as FHF complex subunit HOOK interacting protein 2. Lineage: Eukaryota; Metazoa; Chordata; Actinopteri; Gobiiformes; Gobiidae. Bases 264 to 2483 code for a protein of 739 amino acids. The transcript is spliced from 17 exons. The record is from RefSeq and is a predicted model, not a curated record.
UGGAGCUGUCGCGGAGGAAGUGCCACCGUGUCCCGUCCACAGAGCGAUCCGCAGACGUGUUGUUUACAGUACUAGUCCAGGCCCCGAUCCUGCUGCCGUCUGCCCCGUGUCUUUUAUGGGUUUAUUGCUCACUGUUACCAUUUUCGUUUCAAGGGUCAGUGUAUGAAACCUCCAAUCUGGAUCGGGGCGGCAGCAGUAGGAAGAAGAAGAUAGAGGAUUUCUCUAGGUCUUCUCGAGAAAAGCUAGUCCAAUCCAAGAACAAAAUGUUUUCCAAAUUUACGUCCAUCCUCCAACAUGCAGUCGAAGCGCUGGCCCCUUCACUGCCCCUGCAAGAGGACUUUGUUUAUCAUUGGAAGGCCAUUACACAUUAUUACAUUGAGACAUCUGAUGAUAAAGCUCCGGUUACGGACACAAACAUCCCGUCUCACCUGGAACAGAUGCUGGACAUUCUGACCCAGGAAGAGGCUGAGCACGAGUCUGGAGAAACAGGGCCCUGUAUGGAGUAUCUACUGCACCAUAAAAUACUGGAGACUCUAUACACUCUGGGCAAGGCAGACUGUCCCCCUGGAAUGAAACAACAGGUGCUCAAUUUUUAUACAAAGCUCUUGGCGCACAUCCGUCAACCUCUCCUUCCACACAUAAAUGUCCAUAGACCUGUACAGAAACUGAUCCGUCUGUGUGGGGAGGUACUUGCUGCACCAACAGAAAAUGAGGAGAUUCAAUUUCUUUGCAUAGUCUGUGCCAAACUCAAGCAGGACCCAUAUCUAGUCAACUUCUUCCUUGAGAAUAAGUUGAAAAGACCCGACACUCUGCCUCCUGGAGGGGCACAGGGAGGUAAAGAUAAUGCUUUAUCCCCUGACACUGGCCAAGCUCAGACGCCUGAAAAGACUGAAGAGCCACAGGCCGCUGCUGCUGCAUCGUCGAGUCCAACCAAGAACAAUAACAACAGCAGCAACUACAACCUGGUCACAUCACUGCUCAAUCUCACCAAGAGCCCUGAUGGCAGGAUAGUAGUGAAAGCAUGCGAGGGCCUGAUGUUGCUGGUGAGUUUACCGGAGCCAGCUGCAGCCAAAUGCCUGACAGAGAGCACAGAGCUGUGUGAACUGCUCACAGAUCGACUGGUGUCCUUUUACAAAGCUCUGCCCCAGUCCAUGGACCCCCUGGACAUCGAGACCGUAGAGUCUGUCAACUGGGGUCUGGAUGUGUACAACCUCAAAGAGGACGCUGCAGUCUUUACUGGCAAACGUGCUCUCAUUUCUUUCCUGUCCUGGCUGGAUUACUGUGACCAGCUCAUCAAAGAAGCCCAGAAGUCAGCAGCGACUGUCAUGGCCAAAGCUGUGAGGGAGCACUUCUUUGUGGCGGUGAUGGAGCCUCAGCUUAUGCAGACGUCUGAGGUGGGCAUCCUAACAUCCACAGCUCUCCUGAACAGAAUCAUCAGACAGGUCUCGUCUGAAGCGCUGAUGCAGGAGAUGGUUUAUUUUCUUUUGGGGGAAGAGAAGGACCCCGAGACGACCGCUACCAUUGCCCAAAACCCACUCAGACACAGGCUCAUAGAGCACUGUGACCACCUCUCUGAUGAGAUCAGCAUCAUGACACUGCGACUAUUCGAGCAGCUUAUCCAAAAACCAAACCAACACAUCCUCCAUAAUCUGGUGCUUCGAGGUUUGGAGGAGAGGAACUACCUGGAGAAUAAACCCCAGGAUGAACGGGAACCAUUGGAGAACGGGCAGCCCCAUGACGCUGUUGACCUGGAGGAGGACCCAUUGUUCGGGGAUGACCUCUCUCCUGAGAGCCGUUUGUCUGGCUCUGAUUGGCUGAGUACGUCACCCCCAAUGAGUCCAGACCACUCAAAAUCAGAGGGCAAGACGGAGGUGCACAAAAUAGUUAACAGUUUCUUGUGUUUGGUGCCCGAUGAGGCAAAGUCGUCUUAUCACGUGGAAGGCACAGGCUAUGACACCUACCUCAGAGAUGCACACAGACAGUUUAAAGACUACUGUGGCGUGUGUCUGCGCUGGGACUGGAGAGGACACCCAAAACCUCUAGAAAAGUGUAAUUUAGAGUUACCAUUUUUUGAGGGACACUUUCUAAAGGUGCUGUUUGACAGAAUGGGGCGUAUCCUCGAUCAGCCGUAUGAUGUAAACCUGCAGGUGACGGCGGUGCUGUCUAAACUGUCCCUGUUACCACACCCACACCUGCACGAGUACCUCCUGGACCCCUACAUCAACCUGGCCCCGGGCUGCAGGUCCCUCUUCUCCGUCAUCGUCAGGGUGGUGGGUGAUCUGAUGUUGAGGAUCCAGAGAAUCCCAGACUUCACACCCAAACUGCUGCUCGUGAGGAAGAGGCUGCUGGGACUCGAGCCAGAGGGACUCAACAUCGACCACAUGACUCUCCUGGAGGGCGUGAUCGUGUUGGAGGAGUUCUGUAAAGAGCUGGCAGCCAUCGCCUUUGUCAAAUACCACGCUACAGCCGCAUCUUCGCCAUAACCCCAAAAAAAGACCCCCACUCAUAGACCCACAUCUGUGCUCUUCUGUCUGCCCCAAACAAGAGGGACAGGUCGUCAUCACAAGGGGACGUCCUACGGGUGUCCAAUGGGUGCUGCUCUGCCUCAGGUGGGAUAAAGUGCAACAAAAUGUACCACAGAGCAAAUUGUUCACCUCUUAAAGAUGAAAGAGCUGGGAGAGAUUGUAACUUUGUGUUCUUGGGAUACAUAUUUUGGGAUCUAUGUUGGACUAUCCUGGGUCUAAUAUGCAUACUUAUGACAUCUAGGACUUCAUCGAUGACUAAACCAGGACUACACUUUGGUCUACAAGUUCAGGUUUUGUCAUUUUUUUGGGAUUUGAUUUCUAUGGAAAAUCGUAGCCAAAACACUGCCCGGUUUAAAGAUUUGAAGAUGUUAAAAAUAUUUGAGCAAAUCAGGCGUAUGGGACUGUCCUGUUACUGCCUCUGUCCGCCAAAAGAGUUAUCAUUUUUAAAUCGAUACCUGUAUUUAUUUCCUGUCCCGUCUUCAUUGCCUUAAUGUGGACACUUCUUCAUUUUAAGACUGUUCCCUUUUGAAAAUAUUUUAUCAAUAGCCUAUUUGUGUCCACUGUCUGACAAUAAGAGAAAACAUUAUGUACCCGUAGUUACAUAGCAGUUUUAAUGUCAUUUCUUAUUUAUUGUACCUUUUGCUUUCAGUUGCCUUUUAAAUAAUGUUAAGAAAUUAUUGUAAUGACAGAAUCUAUUUUUGUUUCAUUGUCUGUUGCGUCAUCCAAAGAGCUCACCAUCAAAAUGUGUGGUAAACAGUCGCAUCCAGAGAAACACAUUCACUAUAGAAAGUAACGACUUUGUUCUUGGAAUCAUUUCUUUGGUUAUUGAGGUUUUCAGAUUUUCUUUAAAAAUCAUAAUUAAUGAUAUGAAAAUAAUUGCUCAUUGUCUUUUUGGAGCGAUUACAAAAAAAAAUAAUCAUCUGUCGGAUGUGUUUUACCCAAAUGUAUUAAUUCCAGCACUUGACACAAAAUAUAUCAAAAGUCAGACUCAACCUGAAUAUAAACAUGUUUGGAAAGUUAUUGAAUUCAAAGUUAUUGAAUGCUAAAUUUGUUGCCAUAAUGUUAAAGGCGCUCGAACGUUUUUGGUGAGUGUUCGCCACACAAUAACAUCUCCAUGGAGAUGUUAUUGUUGCCACAAUAUGGCAUUAAACUAGAAUUUAUUCAGUUAUAGAUGUUUUUAUUUCUCAAAAAUAAAACAUUAAAUCAUGCAGUGAACUGGGUUGCCUCUACACAUCACUCAGCCAAUCCAAUACUGUGAGGCAUUCCAGGCAAAACAAUUACAUCUCCAUGGAGACAAGUGGGUGGUAGACUUUCCAUCAGAAAAGUUCCGUAGUACACCUUUAAUCUUUAUCUUGAAUGGUUUCUCAGGAUGGCGAUAAAAAAUAAUGAUUCUGAAUGUGCACAACCACUUCUGUGUUUUUGUUACAUUUUUGUUUUUUGUUCAGGAAAAACUUUUAUUUUUCCUGAUUCUAUCUUAAUUUUUUUGCAGUUUCCACCAGUGUUUAAUCCAAGGGACUCUCUCGUGUGCUUCUUAUAAAUAGUCUUAUUCUAAUAUAUUAUUUUCUCAUUACAGAGAUACUGCAUUUAGCAGUAUAAACCUGGUCUUAUUUACCACAAGUAUUACGUUUAUCAUGAUUUUGGAUGAUAAUAUAUAAAGGGUGCUGUGUUUCACUCAUUCAGUUUUCAUUUGUUUUGUCAAAAUAAGUAAAUGUUGAAUGUAUCAAUAAGAUACUAAAAUUAUAUGGGUAAAUUUGAAGUUGGGUUGUAUGAAGUGAACUGUUCAUUACCUCAAAGACAUGAUUUUUGUGCUAAAAGUUCCCAACAGUGAAAAAAGUGAAGCUGCAUUGGCUCAGAAUUUACUAAUAACUGAUAAUCUAAUUCUGAAAUCUCCAAAACAUCCAUUACAUUAUUGGUCUGCAUCUGGUCUGUAAUUUCAUAAUGAUUUGGGAUAGCUUUUACACCAGAUGCCCUACCUGGAGCUUCUCCACUUGAAUGAAUGUUAGUUUAGUUUAACAGCGAUCCAUUGACCAUCAGGUUUUACAAGAUACGCUCCUCAACAUGAAACUAAUCUAUAAAACAUUUGUGCAGUGGAAGUGGAAGUAUUAAAAAGCACUUAAAGGUACACUAUGUAACUUUUCUGGUGGAAGGUUGUCUACACUGAGAGGUCUGUUUGUCAGGAAUAAUCCACAGUAUGACAUUAAACGCCUCUGUUACACAUUACAGAUGUAUAUUGCUCAAAAACAAUUUAAAAAUUCCCACUGUGAGCUGGUUCCUCUCCAGGGAUUUGACCUGUAGUUUGGCCCGGUGACAUCGUCAUGGAGACAGAGACGUUUAAUGACACACUCUAACAUUCCAUGCAAGACUACUAUGUGGUGACCCCUCCACCAGAAAAGUUACAUAGUGCGCCUUUUAACAGGAACCCUGAACGCAGAGCUCGUCAAAAACACGGUGUAGUCAUAGUCGUUUGUAAUGAAAUCACCUCAUGUACGUAACCAGUCUAUCCAGAUUCAUUAUGCAACCCCACUUCAAAACCUUAUUCUCUUCUCUAUUAUGUCGAUGCCUUUGUGUGUCUGUGUGAACGCUUUCAUCUCAGAUUCUGAAUGCUGGAGUUUUGUCUGUCAUUUUAUUCUUUUGUUUAAGAAAAAAAAAAUCCAUAAUUCACUAUUUUGUCUCUCGUCCUCUCCACCCGUCACUCACGCACCUACGCCGCAUAUGCAACAAUCCAAUUUGCACAUCUUGUAAAUAACCAUCGUGAAAAGCUUUUGUUUCUUUUCCCAAAUUAUAAUUUUUUCAUUAACCAAAAGAUAAAGUGUAAGAGUGACGUGUCUAUUUUUAACUUUUUAAAUUGAAUCAUGCACAUUUUGUAAUCUUUCCAAUGGUCUUGUACAGUUGUAUAUUGUAAUGUGUACAAUAGCAAUAUAGAAAAAAACUACCUGGUGUAAAUGCAUGCUCAUACAUUAUUUUUUCUUUGUGUAAAAAGAGAAAAAUGUUGACGAUUUAAUGCCUUAUGACACUGUGGAUCUUUGAAAUUUUGUAGAUUUAAAAACUGUUCUUGUUGCUUCUGAAAAUAUAAUUUGCUUUGUGGUUUACUCUGCAUCCUUUGUUACAUUAAACUCGGGGCAGUUAAUUUGAUCGAGUUGGGUUUUGGUGAAAAUAGUUGGUUUAUUCAGUCAUUGCAAGUUUGUCUCUGGUUUGGUGACUAAAAAGAAAUCUUAAAGGUUUUAAGUUGCAGAUUGGAACAACAUUGGUUAAAAAUAAAUUACUUUCAGUUGUUUGACACACACAUGGUUACUGUCAUGGCUCCCUUUCAGUGUCAUGGAGGAUUGCCACUAUUCCUGCAUCAAUUACAUGGCAUUGUUAGCUGAAUUGCUUGUUUUCAGAUAAUAUCACUAGAGAUGUUAAGAAUAUUCAGUGUGUAAUUGUUAUUCAGGCCACAAUAUAUAAAACAAAGUAAUAAUUGUGAAAAUGUUAGACGCAAAAAGGAGUAUUUUCUAUUUAAUCUAUAUGGCAAAAGUGAACCUUAAUUCUUGAGUGCUUUUUAUCUGACUGUCAUUACUUUAUCAUAAAACUGUUUAACUAUUAGCAAUGGCAAUCUACCAUUUGAACAGAGGUGGCGCCAAAUCUUUUUGGUUGUGGGGCUAUGGGGGUGCUAAUUUCUUCAAUGUGUGCGCUCACUUUGUUAAUGUUAAUUUAGAGUUUUAUAUGUUUGCUUUGCUGUUUUAAAUCAGUUUAAUUAUAGUUAGUUAUAGCUCCUGUAGGGAUUUUCUUUAAUUUAAAAAAAAAAAUAUUGUAGUCUCAUUUUGAACACUCUCGGGUUGCCGUUUGAACAUUUUUACUCUUGUGCUAUGAAAAUGGAGCAAAAAUCUUUAGGAGCACUAUAGGGGAGCACUGGCCAUUCUAGGGGAGGCUAGUGCCCCCUUAAGCCCCCACCCUGGCACCGCCCCUGCAUUUGUGACUUAACACAGAUUUCAUUGUUAUUUAGUCAUAGUGUCAAACAUGAUAACUGUCAAAUCAAAUUUCUUUUCAUGAUCAUUGCCAUGUUAAAAUUUCAUAGAAUUGUGAGAACAUUUGUGUAAUCCCUCAGUCGUCCAGGUGUGAUCAGUUGACAGAAUUGAAUUUUUCUUUUGCUAUUCGUUAACAUUCUGUAGCAUUGUAGUGUUAAUAGAAACUGAGGCAACCACAUUGUUAUGCCUAUAAUUUUGUUGCGAUUAACGUGACCUAUUUUUAUUUAUUACAAAAUAUCACAUAAUACACAGGAAUACCCUCGCCUCUGACACCGUAAAAUCUGAAAAACAAUUUUUCUGAGACUUUGAAUACCAGAAUUUAUGUGCACCGCUUAUUGUUAAGUCACUUUUUGUAUUUUGAUAAUCUGUAUUCAUAUAGUCACAUCUUUAUAUUUUAAGGCAAUCUGCAUGUUAAUUCAAUCAGAAUAAUUUGAGGUCCACACAACAGUAUUUCGUGCACAAAGGCAUUGAGUAUCAUUUAUUUCACUUCAGCUGACUUCAUAUGUUACCACUGCUGUUUUACAAAUAUGGUUUUAACAUUCAACGUUCCAAUUAAAAAAAUAUCUUCAA